AUGCAUCUCUUUGGUGAGAGCGAGGUGCAAAAUUACGAUAUCCUGGCUAUCCAGGAACCCUACAUCAACAAACAUACCGACCCACUAACAACAUACUCACUAGCGCUCAAGGGCAGCUUCCAUAUCCUACUGCAGCCCACACCCAAGGAAGAAUACAAGAAACGCCCACGAGUCUGUUUCUACGUCAAUAGAGGGCUAGAUCCAGCCACAUGGGAGGUCCAAUACCAUAAUAGAGAUCUGAGCACAUUGACACUUCAUACAGCCGCCCAUGGAACCAUCCAUAUUCACAAUGUAUACAAUCCAGGAGUCAAUAGCAACGAGGAAUCUGUAAUUAGCGCCCUGCAAACCGCCAUGGCACCUAGGGCGCAGCAUAUUGUAUUGGGGGACUUCAACCGACAUCACCCGCUGUGGGCGGGCCCGCGGUACCGACACGUUGACGAGGAGGCCACCGAAUUGAUUAAUCUUAUGGAUGAGCAUGGGCUCGAGCAGCUCUUGCCACCAGGCACGAUCACGUACGAGAGGGUUAACGCCAAAUCUACAAUUGAUCUGGUGUGGGCAUCGCACAAUCUAGCCAACCGGGUAGUGAGCUGCGACACCAAGCCAGAGUGGUGGUACGGAGCAGAUCAUGUCCCAAUCUCCACUCAAUUUGACCUUACAGCUAUACGUGUUCCUCCAUUGGUUCGCAAGCAGGAGCUCAAUGAUAAUGAGGCGAUCAAUGAGGCGAUCCGCUAUCUAGUUGAGGCAAUCAAUCAGGCAGCUGAGCAAGCGACACCUACAAAACAGAUCAGCAUCUACUCACGAGCGGGCUACACCCCAGAGAUGGCGAAGCUUAAACACCACGCAUGGGAGGACUACGCAGAGGCUAGGAAAGAGAUGAAACGGCGCACCAAUGAGCUCGCACGAGAUCUACAUCGCCAACGAAUUGAGCAGGCAACAGAGUCAAUAGAUGGAUUCUGGAGAAUUGCCCGUUGGGUCCGCAAUAGGGGCAAACCACGUGCCACGUUUACCCCAACGUUACACUACAAUAACACGAGUUACACAGCCCCAAAGGAGAAAGCAGCCCUAUUCCGAGAGGUCCUCCACCCAGAGCCCCCGGAGGCAGAUCUGUCAGAUAUUGGGCCACAAUAUAGAUAUCCCAAACCGUAUACGAUGCCACCAAUCACGUUAGACGAAGUCCGAAUGGCAGUAACCAACGUGAAGCCCGACAAAGCACCAGGGCCAGAUGGAAUCCCCAAUCUGGUCCUACAAAGGCUGCUCCCUACUAUCGAGGCCUAUCUCGUUAAUCUCUUUAAUGCAUGUCUACGUCAACAAUACUGCCCUGACCAUUUCCGAAAGUCGACAACAGUCAUCCUUCGCAAGCCUGGAAAGCCUGAUUACUCUGAUCCAAAGGCGUACCGCCCAAUAGCGUUACUGAGCACGAUUGGCAAAGCACUAGAAUCAGUGUUAGCCAGACGUCUCAGCUAUCUAGUGGAGCAAUAUAAUCUUUUACCAAAGCAACAUAUUGGAGGACGUCGCGGCCGCUCAUGCGAACUAGCAAUCCAUCUCUUACUAGAAGAGACCCAUAGUGCGUGGAGAGAGGGCUCACGAGUAGCCUCAGGGCUUGCACUUGACGCGGCAGGGGCUUUUGACAACGUCAAUCAUAUAAGGCUGAUACACGACCUACGAAAGCGCCAGGUGCCAGAUGACCUGAUUGGCUGGAUUGAGAGCUUUCUAAGCAAUCGCCGCACGUCAAUCACACUCCUAGAGGGCAAUAUGGGGGAAUUUCUAGUCAAUACAGGCAUUCCGCAGGGCUCCCCAUUGUCACCAAUCCUAUUCCUAUUCUUUAAUGCAGAUCUUAUUGAGCAGAUACUCGCCGAGUGCCCGGACGUGAUUGUACUUGGAUAUAUUGACGACAUCUUCAUCAUGACAUAUGGGACCUCCGCCGCAGCCAACUGCCACACACUCACCAAAGUACACCAGGUUGCAGAGCGCUGGGAGAGGACACAUGCCUCUAAAUUUGCGCCUGCCAAAUAUCAACUUACCCACUUUUGGCGGAAGCACCAAAUGGUGCCUAAGCCGAGUGGUAGGCUGGAUGUACCUCUCAUAAUCAAGGGAGUAGAAAUUAAGCCUACGGACUCAAUCAAAUAUCUAGGAGUUUAUCUGGAUACCCACCUCACUGGGGAAGUGCACGUACAGGAGAUGAGAAAGAAGGCUGCAAAACUGGUGGCGGGAUUAAGCUCAAUCGCAGGAUCGACAUGGGGAACGCCCCUGGUUCAUCUAAGGAAGAUAUACACGGCUGUCCUCCAACCACAGAUCAUGUACGCGUGCUCCACGUGGUAUAUACGAGGUGGAAGAGGGUUCACCGGUGCGCAGCGAGCUGCAGAGCAAGCCAUCCGAUCGAUCCAGGAUCAGGCUCUUCACCAGAUAUCCGGCGCGUUCAAACGUACGUCACGACAGGCCCUAGAGGUCUGUCUCCAUGUACCACCUGCAGAGCUCACGCUCGCAAAGCUGGCUGAGGAGGCCUGCCUGCGGAUCAUGACCUCACCACUUCGAUCUACGCUUUACCAAAUACGUGGCCAAGCCCACUGUAACGACCCAUACACGUCGCCACUUCAUCGAUUGGAAACAGCCAUCGACCGCAAACUGGGGAGUGAUACUAGCCAACGCAUCGAGACAAUCUACCCCUUUGUAGUGCCACCGUGGUGGGAGCCACCAGAAGCAAGGAUUGACGAUACCCGUGAGGAGGCUAUCAAGGCUAUUGAAGCAAUCUCAGGAACAGAUACAACAAUACAGUUCUUUACCGAUGGGAGCGGCUUUGACAAUGGGAUUGGGGCAGCGGUCUACUCAUCAAUAGGACAGGCUUAUAAGCCAGUAGGCUCAUCUGACACACAUACUGUUUAUGCAGGGGAACUGGAGGGAAUCGAUGCGGCAUUGGAAAUCCUACUCCGAAGCCAGCCAUGCGACGACAACCCACACGAAGCCACAAUCUACACAGAUAAUCAAGCCGCAAUACGCGCCACGUGCCAGCCAGGGCGGUCCUCUGGGCAGUAUAUCCUUCGACGGAUCGUACGACACCUGGGCCUCCUACGCGACAACCGAUCUCGAUGGCGUGUACGACUACAGUGGGUGCCAGGCCACGAAGGGGUCCCAGGCAACGAGAAAGCAGACCAGCUGGCAAAGUUGGCUGCAGUCGAGGCGACACGGCGUACACAGGAGAACGCCCACAUAGCCAGGAUCAGCGCACCCAAUCAGACUACACCACACGCCGCACGAAUGUCGUAUAUUCCAAAUCAGUCAACUAUCCUUAUGGCAGUGUGUCGCCAGAGGCUACAUGCAGGCUUUGCAAAGAGGUGGAAGGAACAGUGGGAGCAUGCCAACCAUGGACGGCAUCUCUAUCGGAUAAUCAAAGCACCAACAAAGAUGGUGUUGCAGCUGCACGAGGGAUUACGACGGGCUUGGAGUUCAGUGUUAAUCCAACUACAAACAGGUAAAUCAGCGCUACGCAGCUUCCUAGCGAGUGUACGGAUUGAAGACUCACCUCAAUGCGAAUGUGGCCUUGGGGAUCAGGAUACGGCCCACGUCCUCAUACGGUGUCCUACCCAUAUAAACCUGCGUAUGGAGACUCUCUGGAAAGAAGCACGCGAAACAGAUUAUCGGAAGCUCCUUAGCGAACCUCAGUGGGUUCGGCAGAGUAUUGAAUUUAUAAUGCGGACUGGUCUAUUGACGCAGUUCCAUCACGUAACCCCCUUAACAACCACGCGCUCACAGUGAGUGCGACACUACCCUGAUGAAGAGUAACCAUGUUGAUUCGGCUUGGACGGAUCAGCCACUUGACACGUUUGGAAAUAGAACCGGGCACCAAAACAUAAAUAUCACGUCACCCCGCACCGAGAUCCUUCACUCAUUUUGUAUAUAUACACAUUU
Messenger RNA from Talaromyces stipitatus ATCC 10500, 3903 nucleotides. Its product is annotated as reverse transcriptase, putative. NCBI's taxonomy places the organism in Eukaryota, Fungi, Ascomycota, Eurotiomycetes, Eurotiales, Trichocomaceae. The record is from RefSeq and is a predicted model, not a curated record. The transcript is spliced from 3 exons. Gene Ontology annotation, molecular function: nucleic acid binding; RNA-DNA hybrid ribonuclease activity. The coding region runs from base 1 to 3750 and encodes 1249 amino acids.